This is a messenger RNA of Pristis pectinata (smalltooth sawfish), 1972 nucleotides long. RefSeq names its product vertebrae development associated (gene vrtn). NCBI's taxonomy places the organism in Eukaryota, Metazoa, Chordata, Chondrichthyes, Rhinopristiformes, Pristidae. The transcript is spliced from 2 exons. The record is from RefSeq and is a predicted model, not a curated record. Gene Ontology annotation, cellular component: chromatin. Gene Ontology annotation, biological process: regulation of transcription by RNA polymerase II. The coding region runs from base 134 to 1972 and encodes 612 amino acids.
AUCUCCGCUCAAGUCUCAAGUUGGUACUGGUCAGAACCACGGUACAACCGCAAGAGACCGAGCGAGAGGAAAACGCAAGCCAAUACCCUCUCCAUCCGCCUUAACUGUAUGUGGGAGCCGAUUUAUUUGAGGGAUGCCUCAGCGGUCUGAACUAGUGGAAGCUUUGCGUUGCAGGCUGCAGGAGGCCACUGAGUGCGCCGAGCCGGACGUCCUUCGGGCCGUGACGGCCGACGUGGACAAACAGCUGGCGAGCCUGCCGGUGCCCCCGCUCUCCGGGAAGACUUCCUUCCGAGAAGCCGAGGUGGACUCCAAGGCCAGGGCCCUGUACCCGGGAGAUGCCCCGCCGGGCAUGGUGCCGCUGGCCUGCCGGGGCGAGGGCAACCACCUGUUCGAGGCGGCCAGCGUGCUGCUGCUGGGCGACGCCAGCCUCAGCAUGGAGCUGCAGCUGAGGACCAUGGUGGAGAUGCUCCUCCACAAGCAGUACUAUUUGAAGGGAAUGAUCGACUCCAAGAUCAUGCUGCAGGCGGCCAGGUACUCGCUGUGCACAGAGGAGUCGGCCCGCAGGAUGAACCUGCCCAUGGCCAUCCUGGAGGCCAUCUUCGACGCUGAUGUGAAGGCCACCUGCUACCCGGGCGCCUUCACCAACAUGUGGCACAUCUAUGCCCUGGCAUCGGUCCUGCAGAGCAACAUCUACUCCAUCUACCCCAUGAGCAACCUGAAGAUCCGCCCUUACUUCAACCGGCUGAUCGGGCCCAGGACGCGCUCGGCCGGGGCCCAGGCGCCCACCCUGCACAUCAUGUGGGCGGGCGAGCCGCUGUCCCAGGCCGUCUUCAGGCCGCAGUACUUCGCACCCGUUGUCCCCCUUCGCCGCCCCGACGGGCCGGCCUCGGCCUUGGCCUUGCCGCUCCGGACCCUGGAGCUGCUGAACGCCGAGCCCGACAUCUCCUACUCGGUGCUGCGGGAGAAGUACAGCAUCACCAAGAGCACCUUCUACCGCUGGAAGCGGCAGUCGAGGGAGCACCGGCGCAGGGCGGCGGCCCGCUACGAGGCCCGCCACUACCUGCAGCAGUGCUUCGCCGGCGGUGGCGGCUUCCUGCCGCUGCAGCAGUUCCGCAGCCGCUUCCCCGACAUCUCCCGUUCCACCUACUACGCCUGGAAGCACGAAAUGGUGCUGGCAGCCGGUGGGCCCGCACCCGGGCCUGCACCGGAGGUGGGCCCGGACAAGGAGGCCGCCCUGCGGUCGCCGUCCACCUCCAUGCAGCAGGCCCGCAGCUUCCUGCAGGAGUGCGUCCUCCUCAACAUCUGCCCGCCAUACAAGAGCUUCAGGAAGAGUUACCCCUGGAUCUCCCGCUCCACCUACUAUAACUGGAGGAGGGAGGCGAUGGGCCGGGCCGGUCGCCAUGGCAACGGGCCUACCGCCACCGGCCUCCUGCAGCCGCCUGCCGCCGCCGCCCGCCUGGGAGGCCCGCCGGGGAAGGCGACCGGCCCCCCUUCCUCUCCCGAGCGGCGGAGGGCGAGGCGGGAGCAGCAGGAGGAGGCCAGGAGGCGAGCCCAGUUCUGGCAGAUGCCCCUGUCGGCCUUCCGGGUGCGCUUCCCGGCCGUCUCCACCGCCACCUUCCUGCGCUGGAGGGCGGGCUCCAGGCUGCCGAGGUGGCACCCGGCCCAGACCGCUGUGCCGUGGGCGGGGGCUUCACUGGAGCGGGGGAGGCCGGCGGCUGGCCGGGAGCGCGCCGAGCGGCCGCCAGCUCUGGCUAUGGCUCCAGCCACCGCCCAUGGGCCGGCGUCCAAGGCCAAGGCCAAGCUGUUCCUGCAGCGGCGCUUCGUGUCCCGGGACUUCCCCACCUUCCGUGAGUUCAGUGGCUACUUCCCGCUCACUCCCCGCUCCACCUACUACAUGUGGAAGCGGGCGCUCAGCAACGGCAUGAUGCUGAUGGACUGCCCGGGGGCGGCGGGCUCCAGCGGGAAAACCUAG